Messenger RNA from Hippocampus comes (tiger tail seahorse), 2799 nucleotides. Its product is annotated as fibroblast growth factor 20. NCBI's taxonomy places the organism in Eukaryota, Metazoa, Chordata, Actinopteri, Syngnathiformes, Syngnathidae. Bases 1288 to 1944 code for a protein of 218 amino acids. The transcript has 3 exons. Gene Ontology annotation, molecular function: growth factor activity. The record is from RefSeq and is a predicted model, not a curated record.
CAACACAUAAUUUGACUGCACAGCCUGCAAACAGUUUCUGUAAGUCCAAUAAUCACCCGUUUAGGUCUAUCAAAACCCCUGUUUUUCUGACAGCAUCUAGGCAAAAAAAAAAAAGAAGUCAUGCAUUACAAAACCGAGUGUCAUGUGUCGGGGUAUUUUGGAGGCCUGCAGUUCAAACAGGUAUUUCCCCACUCCAGGUUGUUUUCGCCUGAUCCUCUUACAAGAUCUUCUCCACUUUGAAGCGUGUGUGUCUUUGAUUCACUCUUUCAGACCACAAUUAAGGAUGUAUGAGUUGCAGUGCUGUUCAAAGACCCCUGCCAAGAUCAAUGAUGGGAUUGACAGUCAAGUGAUGUCGUUUGCACAGGUGUGUACGAGCCGCUGUGUGUGUGAGUUUGCCCCUGUACGGGCCUUGUAAAUGUACUGCUGCCUUACAUAAAACUCGAGGGCAAUAAAUCAACAGCCGUCUGCGAAAAUUACGCAAACGGGGGCUUUCCUUCUCCUUCUCGCCGCACCUGAGCCAUUUCGAUACGGGGGCGUGCACGGGGCGUUUGGGGUAAUCGCAAGAUCACUUUCAUGCUGUUUGGCACACGCACACAUUCGCGCAAAGUUUAUUCUUCACACCAAGGUCGCUGCACUCGUGUAAGUGCACAAACGCUUGAUUGGUUGAACAGGGAUCUCCUGCCAUCCCAUGAUAACGCCCGACCCCACCAAUAAAUUUUAUCGAAAGUAGUUUUCAUUCUAACGAAAACAGAAGGCCGUUUUAGAUGCGCCUUCGUCAGCGAGUGCUGGGCUGGCUGUCUUGAGGGGCAGUGCUGAAAUGCGCCAUAAAGGAGGAGAUCAGGGCUCAUUUGCAUAAAAGAUCACUCGGGGCGAGUGCUACCCUGAGUGCAUUAUAUAGACGUAAGCUGCUGCUGCCGCCUCUUGUGCUAUCCAUUCUGUCGCUGGAUAGAGCGGGAGACCGGUCAUAAAUAAAAAGUAAGAAGUGAAUUCAGGGGGGAAGAAGAGAAAGAGAGAGAAAGAGAAACCCCUCCAACGUGCAUCGGAGCAAAGAGGAGUAUCCCGAGGAGAGGCAGCGCACUGGCGAGAUGAUGAUGAUGAUGAUGAUGCGCUGAUAAACUGCAGCGCAGAGGAGGAGACGCGACGCGGUUGUGCAAAGCGGGAUGUCCGCAUACAUCCGUUCCACGAGGUGCUGAUUAACUGCACUGCAACUUUAACUUUGCGCUCUAAGAAGCUCUACGGAGCUCCACUUUCGGGUCUUGUAAAGCGGAUCGGUCCGUUCGCACUGUGAUGGGGGCAGCAGCUGAGGUUGGGAUCUUCAACGGAUUUCUGGACAGCUUUGGCUCCGCGGGUGGUACUCAUUUCCUUCUCACCCCGGCCGGCGCGGUGGAAUACGGCACGGUGAGCGGACUCAUGCAGCAAGAGCAGCAGCAGGAGCACCUGAUGUCGUCCGAACGCCUUUCCCGGAGCUUAGCGGACCUCAGCCACCUCAAGGGGAUUCUGAGACGGCGACAGCUCUAUUGCAGGACCGGCUUCCACAUGGAAAUCCACCCCGAUGGUACCGUGCGGGGCACCAGAGAGGACCACAGCAGAUUCGGUAUUUUGGAGUUUAUCAGUCUGGCUGUGGGGCUGGUGAGCAUCAGAGGUGUGGACAGUGGCCUUUACCUCUCCAUGAACAGCAAAGGGGAACUGUAUGGAUCGCAGAAGCUAUCAGCAGAAAGUGUUUUUCGGGAGCAAUUUGAAGAGAACUGGUACAACACCUACUCAUCCAACAUCUACAGACAUGGAGAAAAAGGAUCAUUUUUCUUCGUUGCCCUGAACAAAGACGGUACACCACGGGAUGGAACGAGAUCGAGGCGACAUCAGAAGUUCACACACUUCCUACCAAGACCUGUCGAUCCAGACAGAGUACCAGAACUGUAUAGGGAUAUACUUGGACAGAGCUGAGGCCAAACCAAUGUGGGCCAGAAAGAGAACUCAAAGGGAUCAUGUGCAUCUCAUACUUCACGCCUUUUGAGGGGAACGUUUGAUUCAAAAGCGGUUGAAAGAAAUGCACAAGAUCCAGACUGCCGAAUGCUGGUACGGUGGAAGGAUAGCGACCCUCUCUGCACCACUUUGCAAGGGACUUUGGCAUAAAAGCAUCAGGAAAUGUCCGGGAUAAUGCAGCAGAAACCCCCAAAUAUUAUUGCCACAUGCAGCGGCAUCAGCAGCUAAGAUGGAUUUUCUUUAAGUCUCCAUGCUACCCGCUCGUCCAAAUUUGCAUGUUUAAGUGAACGAAGGCAAGUUGAGAUGAAAUAAGCAGAUAGGCGUUUCUUUUUUUUUUCCUGCCGCUUUUCUGUUUUAUUGCUACACCUUACUGAGGCUGCUAAGUAAACCACUUUGAAAAAUGUAUAGCCCUCUAUACAGAAUGGCUGGUUUACAGAAAAGGGUAGUUUUAUGCACUGGAAAGCAGCCAUGUUUGUGCUGUAGAAGGGAGCGGAAGCCAUCUAUCUGAAAGGUCCUGAUUGCUGAUGCACUGAAAAUGAGAAUGAGGACGAAGACAAGCAAAUUUGUAUGGACUUCCUUUGUGGCAGCGGUGCUCUGCUCCAAACUCUCAUACUCUACGACCCAGUGAAGGAAUUGUACUCUUCUCCUCGCUGAUUGCAGUCAAACGACAAGCACAGAGUGGACACAAGGAAUUUACAGACCUGCAGACAGAUUGUAUUCUUAUUUAUGAGGCUCUAAAUCCUGGGACAAACAUUAUAUUUAUUUCCUAUAUUUAUUUAUUUUAAGAAUAUAUUUUUACAGGGAUGACAAAAUAAA